ACAAUAAUUCUCAAAACAAUGAAAAUGCGAUAGAAUUCCCACAUUCCCACUACGACUAGAAUUUCGAAUACAAUCACUUUACCACUUUAUAGUACAUAAUACUUUCACAACAUAAAUUAUGGCCAAAAUGACUGAAUUAAUUGUAACAACUAUGGCAACAUCAUCAGCAGCAACAACAACAAUAACAACACAAAAUACUCCUACAAGAUUAGAGAAACGAAAAAAGAAAAUUAAAUAUCGUGACAAAAUGAAAUUUAUAAACGCCAUAAUACUAGGAUUAAUUGUUGUAGUUUUAAUAAAUGAAUUAGAAGAAAAGUAUGGCGGCAAAAGCAGAGGCGAAAGAGCAUUGAGUAGUAUGGGUGUAAUGGCCCAAACACGAGAUCCAAGAUUUUAUUCUAGAGUAGGCGUUAAUGAUUAUCAAUGGCCGAAUCCAGGUGAUCCAGAUUAUAGAACUUAUACAUUUAAUGAUCGCCGUUAUGGUCAUUAUCAACCGAAUGGUUAUGGCGCCAAUUAUCCCGGUAGAAAUCCACCAGGUCAAUAUCCCCAAGGAAUGCCAAACGAAGAUCGUUUUCGUUUUGAUCCAAACAAUCCAAAUGCAGGUCAUACACCAUUUCCGGGAAUUUUAGCUGGUUGGCGAGAAGAUCUACAAGGUAAACAGAGACGUGAUUCCUUAACACUCGAACGUGAUGUUUUUGUCACCACGAACUAUGGUCAAGUGCAGGGCUUUAAAGUUUACAUGUAUGACAAUCCCGAUCCGAAAUCCUUCUAUCGACCCUAUCAUUCUACGGUGGAUCGUGUAAUGGGUGAAUGUUCGGUAUUUUUGGGUAUACCCUAUGCCUUGCCGCCUACAUUUGAAGGACGCUUUAAGCCACCUAGAUUGCAUAGAGGUUGGCAGCUACUGCAGGCGGUAGAUUUUGGCCCCGCCUGUCCACAGCCUGUGAGAUAUACAGGAGCGACCAAGGGCAUUAUGGACAUGGAUGAGGAUUGCUUGUAUUUGAAUAUAUUUUCGCCAAAUACGGGUGCUGGUAUUGCUCAAAAAUAUCCGGUAAUGGUAUAUAUCCAUGGUGGAGAAUUUAUACGAGGUGCCUCCAAUCUAUUUCAAGGCCAUAUAUUAGCCUCAUUCUAUGGCGUGGUGGUAGUAACUUUAAAUUAUCGCUUAGGAGCUUUAGGUUUUCUCUCAACUGGUGAUGAAAACUCUCCUGGUAAUUAUGGCAUACUCGAUCAGUCUAUGGCUUUGAAAUGGGUCUAUGAUAAUAUAGAAUUUUUCAAUGGUGAUCGUGAAUCGAUAACAUUAUUUGGACCUGGAGCUGGUGCUGCUUCAGCGGGUUUACUUAUGGUAGCUCCUCAAACUAGAAACAUAGUGAAGAGAGUUAUAGCUCAAUCUGGUUCCGCUUUAGCCGAUUGGGCUUUAAUACAGGAUAAAUAUCGUGCUCAAAAUACCAGUCGUGUCUUGGGUCAACUUCUGGGUUGCUCUUUGGAAUCUUCCUGGAAAUUGGUAAAUUGUUUGCGUACUGGCAGAAGUUUUUAUGAGUUGGGAAAUGCGGAAUUUCCACCCGAUGUUGGUACUUUUCCCUGGGGUCCCGUUUUGGAUCAUAAUUUUACCGUACCAAGUGAUGGUUGGUAUGAUGGCUGGCGUGAAAAAGAUUGGCGUUUUCUUUCUGAAACCCCUCUCGAGUUAUUGCGCCAGGGUAAAUUCAAUAGAGGUUUACAAUACAUGACGGGUGUUACGACACAAGAAGCAGCCUUCUUUUUAUCACAAAAUGAAAGUUUAGCUCCCUACUAUGAAAUUGAUGGAAAAUUCUUUGAUCAAAAGAUAAGGGAACAUGUAUUGCGUUACAAUUACACUUUAAAUCCCAAUGGUAUCUACGAAGCUAUUAAGUAUAUGUACACUUACUGGCCAGAUCCCAAUAAUAGUACAAUAAUACGUGAACAAUAUAUAAAUAUGUUAUCAGAUCUAUACUAUCGCGCUCCGGUGGACCAAAUAGUUAAGAUUUUGUUGGAACAAAAAGUGCCCGUCUAUAUGUAUGUGAUGAAUACCACCGUGGAAGCCUUAAAUCUACCGCAAUGGCGUAAAUAUCCCCAUGAAAUAGAGCAUUAUUUCCUAACAGGAGCUCCCUUCAUGGAUGUGGAAUUCUUUCCGAAAAAGGCUCAUUUAGAGAGAAAUAUGUGGACAGAUAAUGAUCGUAAUAUGUCGCAUUUCUUUCUGCAAACAUUUUCAAAUUUUGCUCGUUAUGGCAAUCCUACUCCUCAACAAGUAUUGGGUUUACAUUUUGAACGUGCCUAUCAGGGUGAACUGCGCUAUUUGAAUUUGAAUACUACUUUCAAUUCUUCAAUUUUACUUAAUUACCGACAAACAGAAUGUGCCUUUUGGACUCAGUAUUUACCCACAGUUAUAGGUGUUCUAGUGCCCACCUAUCCACCCACCACGGAAUAUUGGUGGGAACCUAAAGAACCCUUGCAGAUUGCCUUUUGGAGCAUGUCGGUGGCAUGUUUGUUUUUAAUUGUAUUGGUGGUUAUAUGCUGCAUAAUGUGGAGAAAUGCUAAGAGACAAUCCGACCGUUAUUAUGACGAAGAUAUUUUCAUUAAUCCCGACGGCACCGAAUACGAUCAACAAUCUCGAGCUGCUGGUGUUGAUAAUAGUAAUUUAGUUACAAAUCAUAAUGUUAUGCGUUCACGCGAUAACAUUUACGAAUAUCGAGACUCACCUUCAACGAAAACCUUGGCCAGCAAGGUCCUCACUGAUACAACAUCUAUAAGAUCACCCUCAUCUUUAGCCAUGACACAAAAGACUGGCAGUCAAUCAUCUCUUAAAUCUGCCAUAUCAUUAAAAGAAACAAAUGGUGGUGGUACUCUCACCUACAAUAGACCCUUACGUAGUGAAGCUAGUGCUCCUUCUGCCAGAAUAAUAACCAAUGGUAAUACUGCACCUGCUGCUCAUACCAAAUCAAUAGAAGAGAAACGUCUCUUACAGCGAGAACCCAUACCGCUGUCUUCAACUCCCGUACCAUCAGAAAUUUCAUAUACUAAACCUACAAAACCUAUUUUACAAAGUCGUAGUGUUACACCCACUCCAAGUGCUCGCACCACCACAACUACUGCCACCAUAUCGAGUGGUUCGAGUGUGGUACAACCUUUACCGGUACCGGCACCUAAGCCUCAGACGCGUACACAAGUGAUAGAGGGCAUACCACAGACGUCCGUUUAAGAAACAGCUCUCUAAAUGUUACAAUAUCGGAAGG
Messenger RNA from Lucilia sericata (common green bottle fly), 3239 nucleotides. It is a transcript of the gene Gli, whose product is annotated as neuroligin-like protein glit-1. Gene Ontology annotation, cellular component: tricellular tight junction; cell surface; septate junction. The transcript is spliced from 6 exons. Bases 119 to 3205 code for a protein of 1028 amino acids. The record is from RefSeq and is a predicted model, not a curated record. Lineage: Eukaryota; Metazoa; Arthropoda; Insecta; Diptera; Calliphoridae.